CAGUUGCGGUCCGAGCGGCCGAGCCGUCAGUCCCGCCCUCGGUUCUUUCGCGUUUUCGGUCAGUCUCCGUUCGACGUUCGAACGGUGAGGUGUGUAUAGCGCGUGUGCGCACCGGUUACUGUGGCGUACUGCGAGGUUAUAAUGGACGCGCCCGGCGGAGCGCGGGAGCCCCGCUUCGGGUCGCCUUACAGUAUGGGACUCCUGGGAGAUGUACCGGAUAUGUACGGAGCCGGCCGGCCGCCCAGCUCUCUGAGUGGAGGCGGCGGGCUGCGGCAGGGUAUGCAAAGCUGUCCUGUUCCAAGAGCUGGUGUUAAGCGGCCCUCCGACCAGUGUUACGACGAGAGACCAUCACAGAGUCUAGGACUCGAACACUGCCCUAUCCCCGACAUCGCAGACGACGGCUACGCCUCCCUGCAGCCUAAGAAGUCUCCACCUUCCAAUGGCAAGAAAACCAAGGGUCGUGUUAAAAUUAAAAUGGAAUAUAUAGAUAACAAACUCCGGCGAUACACCACAUUCUCAAAGCGGAAGACCGGCAUCAUGAAGAAGGCAUACGAGUUAUCAACUCUGACUGGUACCCAGGUAAUGCUGUUGGUCGCGUCUGAAACAGGCCACGUGUACACAUUCGCGACGCGGAAACUCCAACCAAUGAUCACAUCGGAUUCCGGCAAACGGUUAAUACAGACCUGCCUCAACUCUCCGGAUCCUCCUACCACCAGCGAGCAGCGCAUGGCAGCCACCGGCUUCGAAGAGACCGAGCUCACGUAUAACGUUGUAGACGACGAUAUGAAGGAUGUGGAAAAAAGUAGCGGCGGUAAAGAAAAUUAUAAGGAUGAACCAGCUUCAUCCGGGGAUAGCGGCGAUGAGAGCGGCAGUGAUCCUGAAUCUCCGGGAGAGAAGUUGAUGCAGAACCACAAGGAAUGGACUUCAGACCGCGAAAAAGAUGCUAACAAUAGACAAAAUUCACAAGAAAAUAUGCCUUCAACGUCAUCAUUGAACGUCGAAGAAUCUAAGCCAAGCCAACCAUCGUUACCCAAGAUUCUGCCGAAAAUAGAUCUUCCUGGGGGCGCCAUCCUGUACCACUCCGGAGUUCUGGGUGUAGGCUUGGAUGGUAUCGGUACCAAUCUUGGUCUAGGGAACUUGGCUAUGGGAUAUCCUCAUAACUUCAUAUUGGGUUUGGCUAAUCAAGGACAAGAAGGAGCUUCUUCAUCAUCAAGUCAGCCUCAAUUCAUCACCAUACCAUUGUCGAUGAUGGCCUCUGGUGCUACAAACGGUUGCCCCAGCGCCUCUAGCGAUGACAGCAGUGAGCUUCAGGAUUUGAGCACCGGCAGAAAGUGAUGGUAUGACAUAAGAUUGCUGUUCUAUAUUAAAAAAAUAAUUCAAAUAUUUGCCACCAGAAUGUUAUAUACUAACUUACUUGACUCCUUUUGUUGUUCUUCCAAUAAGUAUUUAGAUAGAAUAUUUUUAACAAAACUUUAUAAUGUUAGCCGAGAGAUAUAAAUUGCCUUUUGUUCACAGAUUUGCAAUUUCAUUAUGGUGGGUACGAUAACAGUUUUCUUUGCAUAUAAUUUUUAAAAUAUAUAUUUGUACCAAAGUCAAGUAUUGGAUGAUAUUCUUGUUCUGUUAUAUAUAAGUACUAUACUCGUGAGAAGCAAUUUUAGUGGCUGUAUUGUAACGUUUGUAACCUUGCCUUUCUAUGUUGUAAUAGUUUUGAAAACGAUGUAAAAAAAAUAUACGUAAUUUAUUGUUGUAAAUUAAUUAGAUAAUAUUUUUGUACCGAAUUAAAUUUGAAAUAUUUUGUACCGUUGUAAUGAAGGCGCGAAGGGAAGUUAAAUUAAUUUUAAAAUAAACAUACGAAUGGUCAGUCAAGGUUUUUGGUCUAAGGCAUUUAUUUGUUCUUAUAAUAAUAGCUGAUUUUUCAUUUUUGUUUAUUAUAAUCAAAGGCAUCGUCUGUUUAAGACGAGUAUAACAGAAUAUUCUAGCUGAAUUUUGUAUAACAACAACAAUAGGCAUAUUUAUAUUAAGGUCAAUAAUGUUCCUUUUCGUUUCCUAUAAAUUAAUAAAACAUUUUAAAGUGUU
Danaus plexippus (monarch butterfly) is the source of this 2076-nucleotide messenger RNA. RefSeq names its product serum response factor homolog (gene bs). NCBI's taxonomy places the organism in Eukaryota, Metazoa, Arthropoda, Insecta, Lepidoptera, Nymphalidae. The record is from RefSeq and is a predicted model, not a curated record. Gene Ontology annotation, molecular function: protein dimerization activity; DNA-binding transcription factor activity, RNA polymerase II-specific; RNA polymerase II cis-regulatory region sequence-specific DNA binding. The coding region runs from base 142 to 1335 and encodes 397 amino acids. Gene Ontology annotation, biological process: positive regulation of transcription by RNA polymerase II. The transcript has 6 exons.